AGAGGCAGCGUGAGGGGGCUCUGCUCCUUUCGGUGGGUGUUUCCUUCGAGAAGUUUGCCUGAGGAGGACAAACGACAGAAAGAAUAAUAAAUAAAAGAAGACAGAGAUUGGGCGAGAGAAAGAGAUGUUGGUCUUCUAUUAUGGCUUGUUUGGAUCGCAGAGGGAAAGGGGGACGUUAGGAUUCCAGAUACCGCUCGGAUUCAAGCAACAAAAGAGCGUAUCGAUUUGGAUGCGCUCUUUCUCCAUGUAAAAAUCCUUUCUCUACGUGAAGUUUUUACCGAGGAACUGAGGGGGGAAAAUCUCUCCUUUAUCUCAAUCUUUUGGAGAAAAGCGAGGGACCAAGGAGAAAAAUUUCUCCUUUAUCUCAUUCUCUUGCAGAAGAGAAAGGAACCGAGGGGAAAAACCUCUCCUUUAUCUCAGUCUUUUGGUGAAGAGAGGUACUGAGGAAAAAAAUCACUCCUUUGGAUAUCGUUCUCUCGGAGAAGAGCGACAGAGGGGGGAAAAAAUCUCUCUUUUGUCCCAAUCUUUUGGAGAAGAGUGGAGAGUACGGGAGAGGUUGGAUUGAACAACGAUGGACGAGGUGGCUCCGAGCAAGUUCAAGAGGAUUUGCGUCUUUUGUGGCAGCAACUCCGGCAACCGAACCAUCUUCAGCGAUGCAGCUAUUAAUUUGGGUCACGAACUGGUGAAGAGAAGAAUUGAUUUAGUUUAUGGUGGGGGGAGUGUGGGACUGAUGGGUCUGAUCUCUCAGACAGUAUAUGAUGGAGGUUGUCAUGUCCUCGGGAUUAUUCCUACGGCUCUCAUGCCCCUUGAGAUAUCUGGCCAAACUGUUGGUGAAGUAAAAACUGUUUCUGACAUGCACGAGCGUAAGGCUGAAAUGGCCCAAAAGGCUGACGCAUUCAUUGCCCUACCUGGUGGAUAUGGAACAAUGGAAGAGUUGCUGGAGAUGAUAACAUGGUCACAGCUAGGAAUUCAUAAUAAACCGGUUGGGCUGUUAAAUGUUGAUGGUUACUACAAUUCCUUGCUUGCACUAUUUGACAAUGGUGUGAAGGAAGGUUUCAUAAAGCCAGCUGCUAGACACAUAGUUGUUUCUGCUCCAACUGCAAAAGAACUGCUAGAAAAAAUGGAGGAAUACACUCCAUUGCACAAAGAGGUUGCUCCACGUAUAAGCUGGGAGAUUGCACGCCUAGGUUAUUCAAAAGCACCAAGUUCACCGUGACAUCUUGAUCCUUCUUGAUAUCAUUUCUUUCCAUUCUAAUGUGAUUCUUUCUUUAACAAUUUAUCUGAGAAGCCUCAUGCAUGGGCAUGGCUUUUUAUAAGAUGUGUUUCUCCUAUCAUCUAAUAUCCUAAUAAAAUUACCGUUGCCUGCUUUAUUUUUUCA
Molecule: messenger RNA, 1378 nt
Organism: Elaeis guineensis (African oil palm)
Lineage: Eukaryota; Viridiplantae; Streptophyta; Magnoliopsida; Arecales; Arecaceae
Product: cytokinin riboside 5'-monophosphate phosphoribohydrolase LOG8
Biological process (GO): cytokinin biosynthetic process
Cellular component (GO): nucleus; cytosol
Molecular function (GO): hydrolase activity, hydrolyzing N-glycosyl compounds
Source: RefSeq, a predicted model, not a curated record